This is a messenger RNA of Striga hermonthica, 2256 nucleotides long. The record is from the annotation of a GenBank genome assembly. NCBI's taxonomy places the organism in Eukaryota, Viridiplantae, Streptophyta, Magnoliopsida, Lamiales, Orobanchaceae.
AUGAAAAACCCGGUAAAUAUCCUGACCCAAUUCCCCAAACGGGCGCUCGAUCUCGAUUGGAAACUCCUGGUUCUCCUCCUCUUCUCCGUCACCUUUCUCGUCUACGUUUCCCUCUCCGCCUCCUCCUCCGUCGCAUCAUUAUCUAUCUCUCUUCGCCGUUUUGUCCCCCCUUUCAAAUCCAUAUUUCGCGACCUUGCACCGGCCGGCCAUCCGCCUGCCGGAGCCGAGGCCCGCCCCAAGAGCCGGCCGAACGGGUCGAGAAUUGCCGUUUGUUUGGUGGGCGGUGCCCGCCGGUUCGAGCUCACCGGCCCGUCCAUCGUGGAGAGGAUCCUCCGGGUUUACGAAAGUUCGGAUCUUUUUCUCCACAGCCCGUUGGAUGAAAACUCUUACAAGCUUCUGCUGUUGAACGAUGCGCCGAAAAUUGCUGCUGUCAGGAUAUUCAAACCCGAACCCAUACCAGAGACCGAGUCGGAGGCCCGGGUUCUGACGUCUGCCAACUCGCCCAACGGUAUACAGGGCUUGUUGCAGUAUUUCAAUCUGGUAGAGGGCUGCCUAAAAAUGAUCAAAGCCUACCAAGAAGAGAACAAUUUCACUUAUGAUUGGGUCAUCCGAACAAGAGUUGAUGGUUACUGGUCCGGACCAGUGGGGCCCGAAAACUUCAUUCCGGGCAAAUAUGUAGUUCCACCGGGCUCGUCCUACGGUGGCCUAAAUGAUCGAUUUGGAGUGGGAGACUACAACACCUCAGUCGUAGCACUUUCGAGACUCUCCUUAAUCCCUCAGCUCGACUUGGCUGGACUGACCCAGCUCAACUCGGAGGCUGCUUUCAAGGCCCAACUCACCACCCAAAAGGUCCAAUUCACUACUAAGCCUCUCCCGUUUUGUAUAGUUACAGAUCGUGAAUAUGCGUUUCCUCCAGCCCGUUUUGGGGUGCCUGUGGCAGCACUGUCUAGCCCAGGCCCACUUAGCGGCGCCAAGUGCAGACCCUGCACGCCCGUAUGUACUGGAUCUUGUGUUGGGCCAGUCAUGAAUAGGCUUGAUAAAGGGUGGAGCUGGACCGAGUGGGCUGGAAACACACUUGAGCUUUGCGAUGCACACAGUAAGUGGGAAAAUGGGUGGGAAAAUCUGUUUGAUAAAGCUGCUGGUGAAAAACUGGCUUCUGCAAGGAAGAAAGUUUGGGCUUUGAAUAUGGGUCGAUGCAUUGAUGGAUUUGAUAGAAUGAAGAGACGAACGGCCCACUGGGAUGGGCCUGAACCCGAGGAAAUUUGCAGGCUGGGCCUGAAGUUGAGCCGUUCCUCCAAACCCACUUCAACAUCGCGACCUCACUCACCGGCGCCACCGUUAUGGCCACAAUUGCGCGACCUCACUCACCGACGCCACCGCUAUGACAACAAUCGCGUCGCUGCUGACCUUUUUGCGGUGCUUUUCUGGCGAAUUGGUGGUGGCGGCGGUCUGCGAUGGGAAGAGGGAGCUCGGGUUGGACGGCGGUCUGCGAUAGGGCUUGGUUGCCGGCAUCUGCAAAACAACAUAAUACAAGCGACUGUUGGCUGCGAUAGGGCUUGGUUUCUCGCAUAUUCAGGCACCUCCUCGUACGGAUGUUGUGAAAGAUUGAAGAAUGGCAUAGUCGUAAAUUUAUUGGGAAUGUGUGAUGAUGUACUCGGUAUGCAAGUGGCUGUUGGCUUGCUUGUGGCAAAAGCGCUCACGAAUUCACCUAGUCCUUAUUAUCGGGGCAUCUCUCCUGGGAACCCUCAUGUUCUUGCCUUUGGAUGUGUUCUUGGUCCAGACCACCCCACCAUCCAUUUAGCAGCACCGACUGAGAAGGUUAUGACCGGGAAAAAGCCACGACCGGAGAUUCGUAUGGCGGAUAACGACGGGCCGAUGUGCGACUACCUCUCGACACAAUAUGGGAAACCCGUCAUCCUCUUCGGCCCAGUCCUCCCAAAGUCCUCCAAGGGCCCAGUCCCCCCAAAGUCCUCCAAGGGCCUGCUUGAGGAUUGUUGGAAGACUUGGCUCAACAAACUCGGGCCCAAAUCCGUCGUCUAUUGUGCUUUCGACAGCCAGAUGAUCAUCCAGAAGGCUCAAUUUCAGGAGCUCUUGAUUCAAGAUGACGGGCCCUCAUCGCCUUAUCGAAGCCCCACAGUGGAGGUGGAGAGGGGGGAGAUGGGGUGGUUUUCCAAGGAGGAUUUCUGCGGGGUGAGAAGCGUGAUGGAGGAAGAGAGUGGGGUGGGGAAGACGGCGAUCAAAGAGAGUGAGAGUUAG